Molecule: messenger RNA, 1119 nt
Organism: Neoarius graeffei (lesser salmon catfish)
Lineage: Eukaryota; Metazoa; Chordata; Actinopteri; Siluriformes; Ariidae
Gene: pou3f2a
Product: POU class 3 homeobox 2a
Exons: 1
Coding region: 1-1119 (372 amino acids)
Biological process (GO): regulation of transcription by RNA polymerase II; brain development
Cellular component (GO): nucleus
Molecular function (GO): RNA polymerase II cis-regulatory region sequence-specific DNA binding; DNA-binding transcription factor activity, RNA polymerase II-specific
Source: RefSeq, a predicted model, not a curated record
AUGGCGACCGCGGCGUCCAACCACUACCGCCUCCUGACGUCGAGCGCGUCCGAAGCGGGAAGCAUGCAGCAGGCGCCAGCGUACAGGGACGCGCCGAGCCUGCUGCACAGCGACUACACGACGCUCCAGAGCGCCGCCAACCCGCUCGGCCACGCGCACCAGUGGCUCGCGGCGCUCUCACACGGCGACGGCUCUCCGUGGUCCGAGCAGGACAUCAAGCCCGCGCUGCACGGCGACACCGACGAGCUCCAGCACUCACCGAGUCUGCAGCCGCAGCCGCAGCAGCAGCAGCAGCAGCAACAACAGCAGCAGCAACAGUCGCGAGCGACUCAUUUGGUGCACGAGGGCGCGCAUCACCAGGAUCAUCACUGGAGAGCGAGCACGACGGCGCACAUGGCCAGCAUGACGAGUUCAAACGGACCGAGCAUGAUCUACUCGCAGCCGGGAUACGGAGGGGAGCAGGGUAUGCACCACCAUGCCAAUGCCCUGAGCGAGACGCACGAGGACGAACCAAGCCCGCGCAUCAGCGAGCACGGCCACGCGCCCAGCCUCCGCCCGGGCCAGCACGAGCACUCGGACGACGACGUGCCCACAUCCGACGACCUGGAGCACUUCGCCAAGCAGUUCAAGCAGCGGCGCAUCAAGCUCGGCUUCACGCAGGCUGACGUGGGCUUGGCGCUCGGCACGCUUUACGGUAACGUGUUCUCGCAGACCACGAUCUGUAGGUUCGAGGCGCUGCAGCUCAGCUUCAAGAACAUGUGCAAGCUCAAGCCGUUGCUGAACAAGUGGCUCGAGGAGGCCGAUUCCACUUCGGGCAGCCCCACGAGCCUGGACAAAAUCGCAGCACAGGGCAGGAAGAGGAAAAAGCGCACCUCCAUUGAAGUGGGCGUCAAGGGCGCACUGGAGAGCCAUUUCCUCAAGUGCCCUAAACCCGGGGCGGCAGAGAUUAACGCUCUGGCGGACAAUCUGCAGCUGGACAAGGAGGUCGUGCGGGUCUGGUUCUGCAACAGGCGGCAGAAAGAGAAGCGGAUGACGCCUCAGUGCGCACCGCUAGCCGAAAACAAGGACGUGUACGGAGACACGCCGCCGCACCACGGCGAUCGGACACCAGUCCCGUGA